AUGAACAUCUCGACGCAGUAUUAUUAUAUGAAUUAUAUCAUACCACCAGCAACUGGUCAAGAGACAAUGGACGACCUACGAAGCUACGAUCUAUAUACCUCCCUAGCUCAAAACAACGACUCCAUCACCUCCGCAAGCCAUACUGCAACCGAAGCCCUAGCCGUAGCCCUGUCAACGGCUCUAUUCUACCCUCUAGACUCAAUAAUCACCCGUCUACAAGUUCGAUAUACCCAAGAUAGCGUACCAAAGCACUCGGACAGUACCAAACGAAACGUAGAGGGCGAGAUACAGAACUGUCUUGACACGAUUCGCGAUGUGGGCGGUCUAGCUGCGGAAGGACUAAAAGAUCCCAACGCCCGAAAGGCACUGUAUGCAGGCGUGUGUGAAGCGGCGGGUAAAGAGGCGUUGGAAUACCUGUUUUUUGGCGCCGUUUAUUCGAUGCUCUCGCGCCGGUUCCUAUGGUUGAAGAUGCGUGGCAAGACGGGGCUUGUUCAUGAUAUUUCUAUCUCCCUGGUAUCGAGGGCGUUGGCCAGCCUGUUGACAGAACCUAUUGCUACGAUCGUUGUGAGAAGGCAGGUUGGUGGUUCUGGUAGGAUGAGUGCACUUGAUGAUGUCAUGCGUGAAAAAGGGGUAAAGGGAUUAUGGUCUGGAUACUGGGCUACGCUGAUUUUGUCGACGAAGUCUUCGAUUAUGGCGUUGGCGGUUUCGUUGCUACGCGGCUGUUUGGCUCGUGUGAGGGGACAUGCUGGUGAUGGGAAGGAAGGUGCGGUAAGUAUAGGGUUUACCAGAGCCGUUGCUGAGUCGGUUCUGUACCGUGUUUCUGUCAUGCAGGCUUGUGCGAGAGCCGGUGGUUCUGUGCGUGCGAAUACAAGGGGGAAAGGAAGUCUCAUGCUAGAGGUUUCCAGAGGACUGCUUAGCCAGGGAGUUACGGCAGUGACACAUGACCUCCUUACUGCGGUAAUGCUGCGUCUAUCCACGUUACUGCUCUACGUGCUAGAACCGUUCUUGUUGUCCGAAGAGGCGAUUACAGAGUCGAUGCGUGAUUCAGCCGGCACAGAUGCGGGUGCAGCCAACCAGCAGCUGCUUGAUGAUGCAAAGUAUAUAAAUCGUGCUGCCAAGGGGGCAAUCGAUAUUGUGAACCGUGGAGUUGGCCUUGCAACUCAUGGCAAGGACAACCAUGGAGUUACGGACGCUGUUGCUGAACUUGUGGGUGACUAUGUCGAAGAUGCCCCUGAGGAAGGGUACCUCUGGUUUCGAGAACGAGAUGGGCGUCAUUGA
Microsporum canis CBS 113480 is the source of this 1278-nucleotide messenger RNA. RefSeq lists its product as hypothetical. The record is from RefSeq and is a predicted model, not a curated record. The transcript has 4 exons. The coding region runs from base 1 to 1278 and encodes 425 amino acids. NCBI's taxonomy places the organism in Eukaryota, Fungi, Ascomycota, Eurotiomycetes, Onygenales, Arthrodermataceae.